Molecule: messenger RNA, 3195 nt
Organism: Liolophura sinensis
Lineage: Eukaryota; Metazoa; Mollusca; Polyplacophora; Chitonida; Chitonidae
Product: DDB1- and CUL4-associated factor 11-like
Exons: 17
Coding region: 86-1711 (541 amino acids)
Biological process (GO): proteasome-mediated ubiquitin-dependent protein catabolic process
Cellular component (GO): Cul4-RING E3 ubiquitin ligase complex
Molecular function (GO): protein binding
Source: RefSeq, a predicted model, not a curated record
ACUCAGUUGCAUAAAUAGUCCAGCUGGGCAGAAGUCUUAAAACAGUUAUAUUUGGGGGAAUGCCACUAUAUGAGCGCUCACACUUAUGGGCUCCAGUAACUCCAGACGCAGGAGAAUGAACCGCGAUAGCGACAGAAGAGAUGAUGGCGAGGAAACCGAUGAAGGUGGAAGUGACACAGAUUUGGCCACUAUCUUGUCUUACCUAAUUCGCAGUGGUCAAGUUCAGAUCUUGCAGUCGGAUAACUUACAUGAUGAAGAUGAUGACGAUGAUGAUGAUGACUGCAUGAUGCCACGCAACACCUGUCCAGUUCCCACAGAUUUCCCCCCAGAUAUCAGUGGACUAGAGAAAAGUGAGUUCAAACAGGCCAUGUUAGUGCAGUCAGGUCAAGGCUCUCAUGCUGGGGAGAAGAGGAAAAUGUGCAUCCCAGAUAUGCUACACAAGAGAGAGACUGGAAUGGUGAAGGGUCAGACUUUUUCUCACAGUCAGCGCUGCAGAUUGAACUCACCGUUUUUGCCAAACACGAAAACGACAGUGGCUUCAUACCACAACAAGGCGUUCUGUGGAAUAUACUCUCAGGAUGGAAAUGUGUUCCUCUCCGCAUGCCAAGAUCAAAAUAUCAGAGUGUAUGAUACGACAUUGGGUUAUUUCCGUCAGACUAAUUUGAUACAAGCCAGGGAUAUAGGCUGGUCCAUCCUGGAUAUAGCCUUUAGUCCUGAUGGUCACCACUUGAUAUAUUCCAGCUGGUCUGAUAAUGUGCACUUGUGUAACCUACAAGGAGACUGCGAGACUCAUCAUGCGUUAAACUUCUGCCCAAAUGAUGGACGGUUUUGUGUGUUCUCCUUGGCCUUCUCAGAGAAUAGCACAGAGAUCCUAGGAGGAGCAAAUGACGGAUGUUUGUACAUCUAUGAUACAGAGAGAAAUGAUAGGAUAUUAAAGAUUGAUGCACAUGAAGACGACGUAAAUGCUGUGGCAUUCGCAGAUGAAAGUUCACAGAUCCUAUUCAGUGGUGGAGAUGAUGGUCUAUGUAAGGUAUGGGACAGACGCACCCUGAGUGAGGAGCAGCCUGUACCAGUAGGCAUUUUGGCUGGUCACUCUGAUGGAAUUACAUACAUUGACUCUAAGGGUGAUGCACGCUAUUUAAUCUCCAACUCUAAAGAUCAGUGCAUCAAGCUGUGGGAUGUCAGGGCCUUCUCUCCAUCAGAGGGACAAGAGGCAACAAGAAGAGCUGUGUCGUCGCAGAGAUGGGAUUACCGGUGGCAGAGGGUGCCCAGGAGAGUUAUACGUCAGAAGUGCCUGAAGGGAGACACAUCUCUGAUGACAUAUCGAGGUCACUGCGUUCUCCACACGCUCAUUCGCUGUCACUUCUCUCCGGCCUUCUCUACUGCUCAACGAUAUAUCUACUCUGGUUGUGCUAAUGGAACUGUUGUCAUUUACGACACACUAACAGGAAAAAUCUUGUCAAAGCUUGAAGGCCAUAACCAUUGUGUGAGGGACGUCUCCUGGCACCCCUACGACAACACCAUAAUGAGCACUUCUUGGGAUGGUACAUUGGGGAAAUGGGAAUACAAGACCGAUGCAGCUUUCUCAGACUCGGACACAGACAGUGAUGAUGGCACAGGUCCCCGAACCAAACGUGAUCGGCGAAGGAGACAUAACAGAGAUAACCAAAGACUUUGCCGCCGUCCGAAACGCUUCUCUCUUCUGGACUAGUGCUUUCCUGUUCAUGUUUGUAAAUAUACUUCAUGAUCUCUGAAUGAUUGUGGUUUUUUUAUUAAGGAAUCUGUUUUACAUGUUUCAUGUAAACACGAACUGUUGUUGGAUAUUUUACAGAAUGCUGUGUUUAUGCCAGGUGUGGCAGUAUGUUUUUUCGGGGUAAAUUGCUCCAUACCUGUGUAUUUAUAUAGUUAGAUAUGCAGUUGACAUAGAAUAAAGGAAAAUCAGAGUUUUAUAAAUAAACUGUAGGUACCCAUUAUGUCUAACCAGGGCCCACUUUCAAACUUCAAAAAUCAUUUUUUUGUAACUUUUCUGGUAAAUCACAUGACCUCAUCACCAUAAUGUGUCCAAUAAGAAUGUUACCACAAAUGUGGUACUGUAAUUCCUCAAUCUUUUUGCAUGUUAGCAAGGUGAUUAUUCCAGCAUAUUCUGAAAGCAUUAUUCUGUGUUGACUGAUAAAAUUAUACUCUUUGUGAAGCCCCGAAACUGGCAAAUUGAACCAAUGUAGUGUUGUCUCCAAAACAAGUUAAAAAUAUGCAUAAAUUGCACUGAAAGUUGCUCUUUUAUAUGCGAAAAGGUUGAGGAAAUAGGGUAUGCAAAGAUUUGUGAAAGUCGAUUCAGAUCUAUUUGUGCUUAUAUGUUGGUCAGGAAGAACAUAUGACACCCGUUGUUGCACAGUUGUUGGAAAUGGCACAGUGAUAAGAUUAUGCAAAAGCUUAGAAUCUGCAUUAUUGCAUCUUCCCUCCACGCAGCACGUGUGCACACCACACCACCUGACACAACAGUAAACUCUUCUGCAAGCUACUGCUUCCACUCUUUUGGAUAUUGAGACUCCCGGUGCUAGGCUUUAUGCUUGCAGUGACAUUGGUGUUGAAAAAAAUAAGUGCUAUUAUACUGGUGUAGGUGUAUUUUACAUAUGCAGUUACCUUACUUACAUACCUUCACAAGAAAUAUGCAGGUUUUGAGUUACAUCAUUGCAACAAUAGAGUGAUUUGAUGUUGAUGUUUGUAAUUUUUGUUUAUGUUGCUUUUAAUGUUUAGGUAUUUUAUUUAAAAAAAAAAAAAAGAAAGCCUGGUUUUUGUUUACACAAGACUAGCACCUUUGUACCUUUGUAUAAUGCAAUGAAAAGAUUCCUUGAUUCAUAAUAGCUUCUCCUGUUAUACUGUUUCUGAAAUCAUGUCCCAUUGAUGAACCAUGCAGCUAAGCCAAGUUCAACCCCAAAGAAUGUAGAAUACAGGGAUGCAUGUAUGAAUCAGAAGUUUACUUCUGGGGCCAUUUUCACAAAAUUUUGUAACCCAGUUUUUCGAAAACUUUUUCCCCUUAAAUGCCAUUGCCUUAUGGCAUGAUAACCCUUUUUGAUCUUUUGCAAAAAAAGUUAAAAGAAAUAUGAGUGAAAAUUGUUAAAGUGGCCCCAGACUUCCAGUUGCCAGCCACCUUAUUCAAGAUCACAGCACCAGCACACUUGAAUUUUUGUUCAUCUC